CAUUUAAAAUGAUCCUUCAGCUGGGGCUAAUCAUUCAGGUUUCUCUGGGAUUUGCCCAGGAAAUCGGCUCCCUGCGAAUUAUGAAUGGCACUGCCGCCAAGGAAAAACAGUUGCCCUACCAGGUGGGAUUGCUCUGCUACUUCGAAGGCUCUAUGGAAGAGCCCAAUUUGUGUGGAGGCACUAUCAUUAGCGAACACUGGAUUGUAACCGCAGCCCAUUGUCUUCAGGAUCCCAAUUCGAAGCUGUCCAAAGUACUAGUCCACGUGGGAAGCCUUGAAUAUUUCCCUGAUGAAGAAAUCGUGGUUAACAAGAGCCACACCAUCGUACAUUGGAAAUUCGAUCGAAAUAAGGUGACCAACGACAUUGCUCUGAUCAGACUGCCCAAUAAGCUUACUUUCAAUAAGAAUAUACAACCCGCCAAGUUGCCCAGCUCUAAGAGAACCUAUACAGGUCGCAUGGCCAUAGUUUCCGGAUGGGGUUUGACCACCAAACACCAGCCCAGCAAAGUCCUUCAGUACAUCCGGGCGCCCAUCAUCUCGAACAAGGAGUGCGAGAGGCAGUGGAACAAGCAACUAAAAGGCAAAGGCAGGAAAGUCGUGCCCAGCUCCUUCAUUUGCAUCGACUCCAAGGCGGGUCUGCCUUGUCGAGGCGAUUCUGGAGGUCCAAUGGUCCUGGACGAUGGCUCCAAGACGCUGGUGGGGAUUGUGUCCCACGGGUUCGAUGGCGAAUGUAAGCUGAAGUUACCAGAUAUAUCCACACGCGUGUCGUCCUUCCUUAAGUGGAUAAAAUAUUACACUGGGGGUCUUACAUAACAAAUCUGGAACCAUUAAAAAACGAAUCUGUUUUCAAACGUGUGCUUUAUUCUUAUUACUUCAUACAAACUCCCAUACACUUUCCCGUUCUCCGUUCCAUUUUCAUAAUAUUCUCUUGUGGCUUUGCUAGAUUUGUUAUCAUUUCUUUAUGUUGUUCUCGAUUUGUAUGUUAUUUGUGACUUUGACGGUGUUGCAUGUCGUUUAAACAAUUUGUUUAUGAUAAUGUUUAGAUGUUCUCGUUUGUGGGCUUUGUUUACGUGUGAGUGUGUGGUUAAUGUUGCUGAUUAUUUGCAAUUCUUUCGUUUUUAUUUACCUUAUUUGUUCUCGCUAUUUCGUAAAUGCAGUUCUCAAAAUGUACAAAAACCUAA
Drosophila rhopaloa is the source of this 1180-nucleotide messenger RNA. Its product is annotated as chymotrypsin-1. Gene Ontology annotation, molecular function: serine-type endopeptidase activity. The transcript is spliced from 2 exons. The coding region runs from base 9 to 812 and encodes 267 amino acids. NCBI's taxonomy places the organism in Eukaryota, Metazoa, Arthropoda, Insecta, Diptera, Drosophilidae. The record is from RefSeq and is a predicted model, not a curated record. Gene Ontology annotation, biological process: proteolysis.